AUGCAGGCCCGGAAGAAGUAUGUCCUGCUGGGUCUGUGUGCGAGCUGCUGGCUGCUGCUCUUUUACUGGGGGGGGGGAGUCCAGCUGCGCCUGCUGCGGCUGCUGACGCGCCAGCGGGCCGAGGUGGUCCGACCGUGGCCCAACUGGACCGACCGGGCCUUCCUGCCCCGCUAUGCCCACCUGGACGAGCUGCAGACGGACCCGGGGACGGCCGAGUCGCCCCGCCAGCGCCGCCAGGCCUGGUCGGCCAUCUACAAGGACAGCCGCUGCCGCAUGGAGACCUGCUUCGACUUCUCUCGGUGUCGGCGCCGAGGACGAGAAGGGUUCCGGGUCUACAUCUACCCGUCUGAGAAGAACGAGCGCGUGUCGGAGAGCUACAGGAAGAUCCUGACGUCCAUCGGCGAGUCGCGCUACUUCACCUCGGACCCCCGCGAGGCCUGCCUGUUCGUGCUCGGUAUCGACACUUUGGAUCGGGACCAGCUGUCAGGACAGUUUGUGCCCAACGUGGACGAGCGUAUCCGCGGCUACCCGCUGUGGAACGACGGCCGGAACCACCUGAUCUUCAACCUGUACUCGGGCACGUGGCCCAACUACACGGAGGACCUGGGCUUCAACAUCGGCCAGGCCAUCCUGGCCAAGGCCAGCCUGAACACGGAGCACUUCCGGCCGGGCUUCGACGUCUCCAUCCCGCUCUUCUCCAAGGACCAUCCCCAGAAGGGCGGCGAGCGCGGCUGGCUGGUCCGGAACACUGUCCCGCCCAGACGGAAGUACCUGCUGAUGUUCAAAGGGAAGCGGUACCUGACGGGCAUCGGAUCGGACACCAGGAACGCUCUGCAUCACAUCCACAACGGGAAGGACAUCGUGUCGCUGACGACGUGCCGCCACGGGAAGGACUGGGAGAAGCACAAGGACGCCCGCUGCGACCACGACAACCUGGAGUACGAAAGGUUCGACUACCAGGAGCUGCUGCACAACUCCACCUUCUGCCUGGUGCCUCGAGGCCGACGUCUGGGCUCCUUCCGCUUCCUCGAGUCCCUGCAGGCGGCCUGCAUCCCGGUGCUGCUCAGCAACGGCUGGGAGCUGCCGUUCUCCGACGUGGUCCAGUGGAACCAGGCGGUGAUCGAAGGAGACGAGAGGCUGCUGCUGCAGGUGCCGUCCACGGUCAGGGCCAUCGGCAACGAGAGAGUCCUGGCCCUCCGACAGAGGACCCAGAUGUUGUGGGAAGCCUACUUCUCCUCCGUGGACAAGAUAGUCCUCACCACGCUGGAGAUCAUUAAGGACCGAGUGUUUUCUCACAUAUCGAGGAACAAGUACAUGUGGAACUCGCUGCCAGGAGGCCUGUUGGUCCUGCCAGAGUACUCCACGCACCUCGCACACUUCCCCUUCUACUACCUGGGAUUAGGAGUCGGUCCUGGUCAGGAGUUCACGGCUGUCAUCCACGCCGUCUCCCCAUUGGUCUCCCAGUCUCAGCCCAUCAUGAAGCUACUUCAGGUGGUCUCCAAGUCAAAGUACUGCUCACAGAUCAUCAUUCUGUGGAACAGCGAGAAGCCGCCUCCCAAUCGCAGCAAAUGGCCUCCGAUGCCGGUUCCCCUCACGGUGACAGACGGCAGGAGGAAGGUGAGACCCGACGCCGUGGAACCGCCGGCCCGCCUGGCUGUUGACUCACUCUGUGUCCAUAUCGGUGUUGGUCUGUCUUCCCUCUCCAUCCCCGUACUCCCAUCCCAGUACGACUGA
Stegastes partitus (bicolor damselfish) is the source of this 1734-nucleotide messenger RNA. Its product is annotated as exostosin-1c-like. The coding region runs from base 1 to 1734 and encodes 577 amino acids. Gene Ontology annotation, cellular component: Golgi apparatus; membrane. Gene Ontology annotation, molecular function: acetylglucosaminyltransferase activity; glucuronosyltransferase activity. NCBI's taxonomy places the organism in Eukaryota, Metazoa, Chordata, Actinopteri, Pomacentridae. The record is from RefSeq and is a predicted model, not a curated record. The transcript is spliced from 7 exons.